Messenger RNA from Abrus precatorius (Indian licorice), 1843 nucleotides. Its product is annotated as probable protein phosphatase 2C 59. Gene Ontology annotation, molecular function: cation binding; protein serine/threonine phosphatase activity. Gene Ontology annotation, cellular component: cytosol; nucleus. Bases 359 to 1366 code for a protein of 335 amino acids. Gene Ontology annotation, biological process: protein dephosphorylation. The transcript has 9 exons. Lineage: Eukaryota; Viridiplantae; Streptophyta; Magnoliopsida; Fabales; Fabaceae. The record is from RefSeq and is a predicted model, not a curated record.
AACAGAAGAGUGAAAAAAGAAAAGGUUUAUUUUUAAAGAAAGAAGAAAAAUAUUUUCUGCUUUCAAUUGAUUUUCUUAUUAAAGCAAGAAAUUCCAAAAUAUACUAAUUUUUUUAGGUGCAAUUAAUUAGUUUACUAAAAGAAGAUGGUGUUUGAAUGCGUUGAACUCAAUUUGUUGUUGGAACAAACAAACCAUGAAGCUGACUUGAACUAAAAAUGAGACAGAAUCCACUGUGUUUUCUCACCGUUGUAACUCAAUUCUCUCCUUUCUUUGUGUCAUGCCAUGUCUUCUUUCUUCCCUUCCUUUGAUUAAAUUUGGGAGCCUGUGAUUCCAAAAUGACCCCACCCCACUUAGUGUUAUGAUAACUUGGAACCUUUUGCACGCAAGAAUAAGCUGUGCACACGCAACACUGCUAUUAUUUCUUCAUUUUUUCUUAUUGGUCAAAGCAAUUGUGCCUGAGAACCCUGAAUAUUCAAGCUGUGAUAUGGGUUACCUCAAUUCAGUUUUGUCCUCUUCAAGCCAGGUUCAUGCUGCUGAAGAUUCACCUGUCAGUGGCGGAGGCCUCAGUCAGAAUGGCAAAUUCAGCUAUGGGUAUGCUAGCUCCCCUGGCAAGAGAUCUUCAAUGGAAGAUUUUUAUGAGACACGAAUCGAUGGUGUUGAUGGUGAAAUUGUUGGCCUUUUUGGAGUUUUUGAUGGCCAUGGUGGUGCUCGUGCUGCUGAGUAUGUCAAGCAAAAUCUAUUUAGUAAUUUGAUCAGGCACCCAAAAUUCAUUUCUGACACCAAAUCUGCAAUAGCUGAUGCAUAUAAUCAUACCGACACUGAGUUUCUGAAGUCUGAAAAUAAUCAAAACAGAGAUGCUGGAUCAACUGCUUCCACUGCCAUUCUUGUUGGUGACCGUUUGCUUGUUGCAAAUGUUGGGGACUCCAGAGCUGUUAUUUGCAGGGGUGGAAAUGCCAUUGCUGUUUCUCGAGAUCAUAAGCCAGACCAAACUGAUGAGAGGCAAAGGAUUGAAGAUGCAGGAGGCUUUGUUAUGUGGGCUGGAACUUGGAGAGUUGGUGGUGUUCUUGCUGUUUCUCGUGCAUUUGGUGAUAGACUCCUGAAGCAGUAUGUUGUUGCUGAUCCAGAAAUCCAGGAAGAAAAAGUUGAUAGCUCUCUCGAGUUUCUUAUAUUGGCCAGUGAUGGGCUAUGGGAUGUUGUCUCAAACGAGGAAGCUGUUGCUAUGACUAAACCAAUUGAAGAUGCAGAAGAGGCAGCAAAGAGGCUGAUGCAAGAAGCAUAUCAGAGAGGUAGUUCUGACAACAUUACAUGCGUUGUUGUUCGUUUCUUGAUGAACCAAGGUGCUUCUUCUCGUAGUAACUCUGGCUAAGAGUCCUUCAUUAGAAGGGUAGCACAUAGCUGGUGGAUGAUCACUGAAACAAAAAAGAUUGGGUGUGGCAAAAUCAGUUUAUUAUAGUUGGUCAUAGGUAUUCCUUGUAGCUGUGUACCAUGCAAGAAUAGAAGUCAAAUUUAAACUCACUAUGGUCCUCUAGCAUAGAGCUGUUCACACCAUCUCACUUCCUUAAUUGUUUCCUAUUUAUAGUUAGGAAAAAUUGUUGUGCAAAGAGUUUGCAGUGUUUUUAAUUGCUCACACAUGAUGUUUGUAAAUGGGGUGUUGAUCUUAUCAAACCCUUCCUUCCCAAACAAGAUACUCAUGUGCUUUGUUGAAGUACCCCCUUUCAUUGUCCAUUCGAUUUUUAGUGUUAGUCCCGUCCCAUGUAACGGUUACCCUCUUUUCUACUUGAAUUAUGGCUUGUUUCAAGUGUAAUAAUAUAAAUCUAAUAAGAAACAUUUUUUUUUUCUUGUG